Racocetra persica is the source of this 1308-nucleotide messenger RNA. The record is from the annotation of a GenBank genome assembly. NCBI's taxonomy places the organism in Eukaryota, Fungi, Glomeromycota, Glomeromycetes, Diversisporales, Gigasporaceae.
AUCGUCCAAGAACUUCGAAAAUCGUUCCAUUCUAACUUGACGAAACCUUUACGUUAUAGAAAAGAACAGUUAGAAAAUUUGCAUCGUAUGCUCGAUGAGAAUGAGCAAGCAUUUAGUGAUGCUUUGUACAAAGACCUUCAUAAGCAUAAAUACGAGUCUCUGCUCGGCGAACUAGCUUGGGUUAAGCAAGAAGCUUUAGAUACCAUUUCAAACCUCAAAAGCUGGGCUGAACCAAAUUAUGUCAAAGUUAACUUAGGAUAUGCAAUGAACAAGUGCCAUAUAAGAAAAGAACCACUUUCUGUACACACCUCUGCUCUCGUAUCCGAACUAUUUCCAAAAUAUCUUGAUCAAGAUGCUUAUCGUAUCGUAAGUGGUGGUGUUGCCGAAACUACUGCUUUGUUGAAGCAUAGGUUCGAUCACAUAUUUUAUACCGGUUCUGGUAAAGUUGGUAAGAUAAUUAUGUCUGCCGCAGCUGAACACUUGACUCCUGUCACCCUUGAACUUGGCGGAAAGAGUCCAGCGAUUGUUGCGAAUGACAUGGACAUUUCUAUAUUAGCUAAACGUAUGAUUUGGAGUAAAAUGUAUAAUUGUGGUCAGACUUGUAUUGCACCCGAUUAUAUGAUCUGCGAAAGAUCGGUUCAAGAUGCUUUUAUCAAAGAAGUACCUAAAGUUAUAGAACAAUUCUAUGGCCUUGAUCCUCAAAAUAACACUUCUCAUUAUUGCCGUAUAAUCAAUAAGAGCCAUUUUGAUCGAUUGCAAAAUUUAUUGAAUCAAACUAAGGGAAGAAUUGUACAUGGUGGCAAUUCCGACAGAGAUGAUUUAUAUAUCUCACCUACAAUAGUAGCAGACGUUCCCAAGGAAGAUAAAUUAAUGGAGGAUGAAAUUUUUGGCCCUAUUUUCCCUAUAGUCGUUGUUGAGAACCUUGAUGAGGCGAUUGAAUAUGUGAAUUCAAAAGAUAUCCCUUUGGCUCUUUAUCCCUUUAGUAAAAGUGAUAAAACUGUUAAACAUAUUCUUGAUAACACUCGAUCUGGUGGUGCUGUUAUUAAUGAUUGUCUUAUGCACUUCACUGUAAAAGAUUUACCAUUCGGUGGCCAAGGACCAUCUGGGAUAGGAAGUUACCAUGGCAAACGAUCCUUUGACACUUUUUCUCAUGAGCGAUCCGUUAUGACUACACCACUUGCCAUGGAGAAACUUGUUAAAGCUCGUUAUCCACCAUACAAUGAAUCUAAUAUGAAACUUUUAUUCUGGUUAUUUUUCAGUAAACCAAAGAAAACUAGAAAUACAGCCUUUAAAGGCAUUUUCGGUGCU